AACUACAUAUUUUUUGUGUGACGUAAAAUGGCUGCUGUAGUGCGUGUGAAACGUCGAUUAGAUGAAGAACCGUUAGAAGCCGUUAUAUUAAGUUGUAAAAGGAGAAAAUUGAAUAACGAUGUUGUUAAAGAUGCAGAAGAUACUGAAUUGUCAGCUACAUUACUUAAAUUCGCAGGAACCAUUAAGGAAGAUGAAAAUGUUGUUGCCCACUUAAAAAAGGAACGUAUCCCAGAAAUCACAGAACUAAGAGAGCACUUUAAAAAACAUGCCGUUAAUAUUAACGAGAAGCUAAGAGAACAAAUGAAAGAAACUUCUAAAAAUAACCGUUUCAAAGUGGUAAACUGUUUUCGAUCUGAAAAUGCCGAAGAUAGUUUAACAGCUGAAAAUUCAACCUCCAGCUCCACAAAAAAAGAAUUGACAAUAUUUGAUAUAGAAACAGACUUAAAUGAUAAUGACGUGAAGACUGAAAAUCAGAAUGGGGAAAGUUCUGAGCCAAAAUUUGUUUACGAUUUGUAUUACACAAAUUCAGAUGAUUUAGGAGAUGCAGAUAUAGAUGAUUAUAUAAGUGUUUAUCCUCUUAGCGACCCUUUAAUGCUUGGUUCAACCCGAGAUAACGGACUUAAUGAUGCUGAUAGUGAUGAUGGAAGCGAAGAUUCCAAUGCCGAAAACAACUGGCGAAAUGAUUACCCAGACGAAUCAGACUUGGAAUCGAUAAAUGAAGAUGAUAUGGUUGAGGCAAUGCAGAAUGUUGCUAUAGACGAAGACCUGCUGUCUAGCGAUGAAGGUGAAGAAGGCUUUGUAUACAGUAUUGACAGCGAAGCUGCUGGGUUUGAGGAAGAUGUUGACGAAUCGGACGUCUUUCGGUACGGUGAACGAUACGCUAAGUUUAAAGCGAAGCACAAGAAUUAUAUUGAGAGUAGCGGUGUGGAAAAUGACCUUUAUUAUGGAGAUAUCGAUGAAAACGAGUAUUAUUAUUAGCAACUAUAUUUGCAGGGUAUUUUGUACAAAUAAUACAGUGCAUAUCUUUAUGAGUUAAUUUAAAUUACGUACCUUGUUUUGUUUCAGUAGAAAAAACAAGGAUUUUGUGUUUUUAGUUACGUUAAAUAUUGUCUAGAGAACAUUAUAUUUUCAUUGGUUCCUAUUUAAUUAAUAACCUUAGGAUUUAUUACAU
Anoplophora glabripennis (Asian longhorned beetle) is the source of this 1171-nucleotide messenger RNA. RefSeq names its product probable RNA polymerase II nuclear localization protein SLC7A6OS (gene fs(2)ltoPP43). Bases 28 to 978 code for a protein of 316 amino acids. Gene Ontology annotation, biological process: developmental process. The transcript has 3 exons. Lineage: Eukaryota; Metazoa; Arthropoda; Insecta; Coleoptera; Cerambycidae. The record is from RefSeq and is a predicted model, not a curated record.